AUGGCUUCCACUCAAAAUCUCUUGAUUUUUGUUGCUUUGGUGACUACUUUAUUGGUCUCGUCAGAAUCUGUGGCUGAGUCCAGAUCACUCUACAACCCAUCCACCAAGAGUCUUGUAACUAGGUUGAAGCUAGAGGGUGAGCCCUCAAAUUGUUGGGAAUCACUGUUUCAGCUCCAAGCAUGCAGUGGUGAAAUCAUAACAUUUUUUCUCAAUGGUGAGACUUACUUAGGCCAUGGUUGUUGCCAAGCAAUUAGAGUAAUUGGGCAUGAUUGCUGGCCCAACAUUGUUAACACUUUAGGAUUCACAACUGAAGAGACAGAUGUAUUGGAAGGGUAUUGUGAUGAGGCUGUUCAUUCACCUCCACCACCAGAACCACUCUCUGAAGUUAAGCCAGAAGCAAUAGUUCCAUAA
Molecule: messenger RNA, 411 nt
Organism: Gastrolobium bilobum
Lineage: Eukaryota; Viridiplantae; Streptophyta; Magnoliopsida; Fabales; Fabaceae
Product: egg cell-secreted protein 1.1-like
Exons: 1
Coding region: 1-411 (136 amino acids)
Biological process (GO): double fertilization forming a zygote and endosperm
Source: RefSeq, a predicted model, not a curated record